Molecule: messenger RNA, 1617 nt
Organism: Lucilia cuprina (Australian sheep blowfly)
Lineage: Eukaryota; Metazoa; Arthropoda; Insecta; Diptera; Calliphoridae
Product: nitric oxide synthase-like
Exons: 4
Coding region: 1-1617 (538 amino acids)
Biological process (GO): nitric oxide biosynthetic process
Molecular function (GO): FMN binding; nitric-oxide synthase activity
Source: RefSeq, a predicted model, not a curated record
AUGAAUGUCCCAGUUGCUUCAUCGAAAUCAUUUAUGAAAGCAAGCUCAAGGCAAGAUUUUAUUAAAUUACCAUUGCAACAAGUAAAGAAAAUCGAUAGAUGGGAUUCGUUGAGAGGUUCCACAUCGGAUACAUUUACAGAAGAGAAUUUUGGUCCUUUGUCGAAUGUAAGAUUUGCUGUCUUUGCCUUGGGAUCAUCGGCUUAUCCAAAUUUCUGUGCUUUUGGACAAUAUAUCGACAAUAUUUUAGGCGAAUUGGGAGGUGAACGUUUGCUAAAGAUUUCAUAUGGCGAUGAAAUGUGCGGUCAAGAACAAUCAUUUCGCAAGUGGGCUCCAGAAGUCUUUAAGGUGGCAUGUGAAACAUUUUGUUUGGAUCCAGAAGAAAGUCUUUCGGAUGCCUCAAUGGCUUUACAAAAUGAUUCUUUAACUGUUAAUACAGUACGUUUGGUGCCCGCUAAGGGUAAGGGAACAUUGGAACAAUUAUUAUCGAAAUAUCAUAAUAAAAAGGUGACUUGCUGUCAAAUUAAGAAACAACCACUUAACCUCACCAGUAUGGCAAGUGAUGAGAAGACUACAAUAUUAUUGGAAAUAACAGCUCCUGGUAUAGAUUAUGAGCCCGGAGAUCAUGUGGGUAUAUUUCCGGCUAAUAGACCGGAAAUUGUGGAUGGUUUAUUGAAACGUUUGACUGGUUUCGAGGAUCCAGAUGAAGUUUUGCAAUUGCAAUUGUUAAAGGAGAAACAAACAUCAAAUGGUAUUUUCAAGUGUUGGGAAUCACAUGACAAAAUACCAGCAGAAAGUUUAAGAACUCUUUUAACUAGAUUUUUUGAUAUAACAACGCCACCCUCGAGGCAAAUGUUGACUUUAUUGUCGGGUUUUUGUGAAGACAAUGUGGAUAAGGAACGACUACAGUUGCUGGUCAACGAUUCGUCGGCCUAUGAAGAUUGGCGCCAUUGGCGUUUACCACAUUUACUAGAUGUUCUCGAAGAGUUUCCCUCUUGUAAGCCACCGGCCUCUUUAGUGUUGGCAAAUUUAAUGCCUUUGCAAUCGAGAUUUUAUUCAAUAUCCUCUUCACCGCGUAAGGUUAACAAUGAAAUACAUUUGACCGUGGCCAUAGUUAGAUAUCGCUGUGAGGAUGGUGUAGGUGAUGAACGUUUUGGUGUUUGUUCCAAUUAUAUGGCUGCUCUUAAGGCUCAAGAUGAUUUGUUUAUAUUUGUGCGCAGUGCUCCUGGUUUUCAUUUACCCUCGGAUACUUCCAGACCUAUAGUUUUGAUAGGUCCUGGUACGGGUAUAGCACCAUUCCGUUCAUUUUGGCAGGAAUUUGAAAUGAUGCGUGAAAUGCAUGGAGAUUGUCAAUUACCUAAAGUUUGGUUAUUUUUUGGUUGUCGCAAUAAGAAUGUGGAUUUGUAUGCCGAUGAAAAAGAGCGUUUGGUCAAGGAGAAAAUAUUGGAUAGAGUAUUUUUAGCUUUGUCUAGGGAGCCAAAUAUACCAAAGACUUAUGUCCAAGAUUUGAUUGAGCAAGAAUUCGAUUCAUUGUACAAUUUGAUUGUUGAGGAACGUGGUCACAUUUAUGUGUGUGGUGAUGUCACAAUGGCGGAACAUGUCUAUCAAACUAUAAGGUAA